AGUGGGACGAUGUGGAGAGCUUUCUGCCAGAAAGCGUAUAUAAACCUGGUAACGAAAUACCUAGAGAGUUUGUACCACCUGAAACAAAGGAGGGCGAUACAAUCAAGAUUGGAGUUGGUGAAGUGUUUGAUUUGUCCAAGUUUUGGGUAUAUUUAGAUGAUGGAAAUUUGGACAAUCUCAUGGAUGAAUUGCAGGAUUUCUAUGCAACAAAUGCCUCACGAUACUCGAUGAAAGUUUGAUAAGAGAAGGGGUCUACUGUGCAAAAAUUAUUUAUGGAGAGUAUCAUAGGGCAGUCAUUGUUGAUGUUUUACCCGAGGUCAAAGAUAGUAUAAAGGUGUUCUUCAUUGAUUACGGUACGAUGACCAAAGUACCAAUCAAGGACAUCUGUUUCUUACACGAGAGGUUCGCUGAGCUGCCAGCGCAAGCGAUCCGGUGUCGCUUGGCCGACAUUUGCCCGACACAAGAAUGCGUGCCUUGGAGUCAUGACGCCACUGUAACGUUCAGAAACAUGACCAGGGAUCGAACCAUCGAUGCUAAAGUGGCUAGGAUAAACAGGAAGGAACAAAUUCUGGAAGUGUACCUGAUCGACGUCACCAAUCCAUCCAAGCCAUUUUGCAUCAACACAAGAUUGGUAGAACUUGGACUAGCCACAUACCCCGAUCAGGUAAUAAUCGAAACCACGCGUCCAGUUAAGGAGAGCAAAAGAAAAGUGUUUCUUAGGCUGUUGGCUGAGAAGCGAAAGUCUAGGCUGAGUGAGACAGAGUGGCAAGGAGAUUAGUGUGUGUAUGUUCACUAACAUAUGGUAUUGUUUCAUAUGUUUAAGCUGGGCAUCCAGAAAUCAAAUGUAGAUAGCGCGUUUAAGCCAUUAGUGAAAUACAUACAUCUAUUUCCCACAUUUUUGGAACUAGAACUGGGAUACGCCCCAUCUACGCAAGAAAUGGACAUUUUGUUUAACUGUGGCGUGCCCACACAUUUUUGUUACCCGCAAUAUUAUUCCAUCGACCGUACGGAUGAAAAACAAAAUAUAAUGGAAACGAUAGAAUUUUACGAAAAGACGUUGAAACGAGGCGUAAAGAGCACUUAUAUCGAUAUGUGUUGUGGCGAAACGAAAGACUUGGACUUGGCUUUCUUCGGAGAACUUCAGGGUGAAAUAGCAGACUUUAUCAAAAACAGUGAUAUGAAUAGUGAGGUUACAGAAGAUGAGGGUUCGGAAGAUAUUUCGAAAAUGUACAAGGAGCUGGAGGACUUGAAGAGAGAAACUGCAGAAAAAGUACAGCAAGAUCUGGCACUUGCUGAGGAUCAUGAGGGAGUUAGAUAUUAUAAAUGUGAGGCAGAAGAGGAUGGCGCUGGACCGUUGGUUUGUGAAUCUGAGGAGAUUGAGGAAGAGAGUUCUGAAUCGACAGUGAAUAGUGCAGAAUUAACAGGCAGUCGUCCCGAGGACCAAGAAGUUUCCGAAAAAACGAAAUUCACGGAUUCGGAGGUAGUUAGUUUACCUGGCGUAGAAGAGGACAUACGAAAUGUUGAUGAAGUGCAUAGUAUUACUGGUAGUAAGAGCACAAAUCCGUUUUUAUCUGGUAUGCAUGAAGAAUCUGAAGAAGACAGUGGGCCGUCGGUGCUGAAUCCGAAUAACCCGUUCUUGUCGUACAUAGUAGGUAAGUUUCUCUUGUUUGUUAUUUUAAAUUCUACAGAGAAAUCCCUAUAUCACGAACGUUAAGGCGGUCCCAGACACUACGAGCUACGCCGAACAUUCCGUAUUCGCCUAACUUCGUGGACCGUGUGGGAGAGUUGCUUCGCUUCGCCUUCGCAGUUCGUGGUAGUACGAACUUUUUCUCGCUGAUUGGCGGUAAAAGCUGCUCCUUCGUUACAUUUAGUCUGAUCAGUGCAGUAUCAAUUUGUGUUUGAGCGAGUAGUAAUGGAGUGGAACAAAGAUCUAGUGAAUUAAUUUUUGGAAAAUUUUUGAUACACUGUUUAUCCUCGUCGUACCUUAAAAAGUUGAAAGUAAAACCUACUUUAAAAAAUGGCGUCAAGUAGAUUGAUUCUAUACUUCCCGCGCUUUGAUGAGCGGUGUCACGGACAGAAUAUAAGAGAUACCCCCUUCUCCAACCUGCUCCCAC
Molecule: messenger RNA, 2114 nt
Organism: Acanthoscelides obtectus
Lineage: Eukaryota; Metazoa; Arthropoda; Insecta; Coleoptera; Chrysomelidae
Source: the annotation of a GenBank genome assembly